This is a messenger RNA of Sycon ciliatum, 4738 nucleotides long. RefSeq lists its product as uncharacterized. The record is from RefSeq and is a predicted model, not a curated record. Bases 1494 to 2633 code for a protein of 379 amino acids. The transcript has 2 exons. NCBI's taxonomy places the organism in Eukaryota, Metazoa, Porifera, Calcarea, Leucosolenida, Sycettidae.
GCACCGAUGGUAUUUGGUGGAUCAUCAAACAGGGUGACCAGCAGUGUUCACCGAGGAAAGAGAAUGCACUCGCCACCACUCCGAUUCAUCCAAGUGGGCGUUAGCUGCGCCGCGCCUAUUGUGUUUUAGUAUUCCAUGGACGCACACUAGCGUUCUCAGCGAUUGUGGAGCCACAACAUAUCUUCAUGCGGCGUUGCACUGUCCAAGAGCAGAAACGUCAGCAGUGACCCAUCAUCAUACAUGUAGAUUUGGAGUAUACACACCAUGCGCCAAUGGGCCUUGGCACAACAGCGGCAGCUCUACGGAGUGUUCAAGUGAGAAACAUUUGUUUCGACUUUGGUGGACGAACAAAUCGUCGGUGCCGAAAAACGUGGCCUGCGCCGAUGGUGUUUGAACCAUCGAGGGCUCCGGAAGCAGCAGCUGAGCCAGAUCAGCCAGUCUUGCCAACUCUCAGUUGCCGGACUCCGUGCUGCAGCGAGCAGCACUGGCACCAGCUGGAAAUAUUUUUCCGCCGAUACCCGUUACUUCCAGUUCUGUCAAGGGCAUAACUGGAAUCCAUUGCCAGGUGAUGACUUUUUACUUUGUGUUAUUUUGCUGCCGAGUUGUUCAGAACUUUUCAGCCCCGAUCUGUCCAUGUCGGCCAUCCGCAAACUUCAUGUGGAAGUUGGCUUUACCUACACGUCGGGCCCAAUGACUCUCCUCGCAAGGUUCCUGUCGGGCAUCAACAGGUCAUCAUCGACACAGCGUCAUCGCCUGCUGAUAACCACUCAACUUCUCAGGGAGAUUAGCCGGCAUGUUGCCUUUCCACGGAUGUGGCACCCUCAUGACAAGGCCAUGCUAAGGGCAAACUGACUGCUUUAUUUUAGCUUUACAUUACCGCAGUCAGUCCAGCACAAUACGCCAAUCGUAUUUCACUAUUACUCGCUUGUCAUAAUUGGGGAUAUGGGCUGCUCCGCCCUAUAUCCCUGAUAUGCCAACUAGACGAAAAGUGUGUUCUGAGCCUGUAUCGCGUAUAAUAGGCUCAUCGUAAAACAAAUAAUAAGUCUUAAAAAUCAGGGUUCACGUGACACUCGGGUUCCAGCCAAGUUUUCCGCAUCCGCAGGAACGCUACCCCCCCCCCCCCCCCCCCCCCCUCUUGAAUCAUAGCAUAGUGGACUCUGCAAUGAACAGAUUUAUAUGAAACUCCCUGCAGAUUUACUACGGUCAUCUCUGGUGACUGGUCUUGGGGCACCGUGGAAGCUGUGACUGGUUGCCAAGUUUUGUUUUGUGACUGAUCAUGGGGCAUUUGUGACUACUUCGAAGCACAGCUCUGAUUGAUCACAAAGUCUUACUGUUGUGAAUAUUUAUAUCGAUUGAGAAGUCAAGCAGCCACGGGGCGCUGGCCUUGCAGCUGUGAGUAUGCAUACGGUACAUAUUCACAUGACUCUAUCGUAUGCUGGACACUGCUGGUCCAUUGUUGCAGUGUGUAAGUGAACUGCAGAACCUAUUCCGUGAUGAAAUGCCAGCACACCUGCCCCACCAUUGCUCCGGCACUGAUCAACAGCUACCGCAGCCCGACUCGGCUGUUUGUGGAUGGUGAAUGUCUCCUGUCUUGUGAAGGCACCACGCAGGGAGAUCCACUAGCCAUGGCUAUGUAUGCCCUGGCAACCGUUCCUCUCAUCCAGGAAGUGUCUCAGAGCGGAGCACUCCAGUCGUGGUAUGCAGACGACUCCACUGCCGCUUCCACCAUUCGAAAGCUGCAUCACUGGUGGUUACUGCUUAAGCAACGAGGCCCAGCAUAUGGGUACUUCCCCAAUGAUGCCAAGUCGGUUCUUGUUGUGAAGCCGGAGCAUCUUCAGGAAGCAGAAUCCCUGUUUGCUGACACGGCAGUCCAGAUUCGCACGGAUGGCUGGCGGCAUCUCGGUGCGGUACUUGGGUCUCCCGAAUUCUGCAAGCAAUAUGUCACAGAGAAGGUAGAGACAUGGGCGCUAGAGGUUGGACGACUGGCUGACUUCGCCACCACUCAGCCACAAGCGGCAUACGCUGCUUUUAUUCAUGGCCUCCGCCACAAGUGGUCGUUUGUGGCCCGGACGGUCCCAGGCAUCAGCGGACUGCUAGACCCGCUGGAGCACUCCAUCCGACAGCGGUUCAUCCCUGCUCUAACCAGUCGCCCCGCACCUGGUGACGAAGAGCGCGCCAUACUGUCCCUCCCGUGUCGAGAAGGUGGUCUUGGUCUCAUUGACCCGAGGUCUUUGACGGACCAAUACAAUAUGUCUGUCGUUGUCACCAACAUCCUCGUGAGCCGGAUACUGGACCAAGAUACCAACAUGGACGAAGUGCCCACCACCAUCCAUGCUGCCAAGCUAACUGCAGCAGCAGCAACCAGGAGAGCCGCUCGAGACCAAGCCAGUCAGCUCUUGGCCACAUGUGAUGCGCCCACCCAGCGAACCCUGGGGAUGGCGGCCGAGAAAGGAGCGUCCAACUGGCUCACUUGCCGGCCCCUGAAGCAGUUCGGAUUUGUCCUCCACAAAGGCGCCUUCAGAGACGCACUCUGUCUGCGGUUCGGCUGGGUCCCUCCCCGCCUGCCAUCCACUUGCGGCGUUGCACUGUCCAAGAGCAGAAACGUCAGCAGUGACCCAUCAUCAUACAUGUAGAUUUGGAGUAUACACACCAUGCACCAAUGGGCCUUGGCACAACAGCGGCAGCUCUACGGAGUGUUCAAGUGAUAAACAUUUGUUUCGACUUUUGGUGGACGAACAAAUCGUCGGUACUUUUGGUGGACGAACAAAUCGUCGGUGCCGAAAAACGUGGCCUGCGCCGAUGGUGCUUGAAACAUCAAGCAUGGUAUGUGGUGACUGUCAGUGUUGAUUGAGGAAGGAGAACACUCAGGCCGUCGACCGUUCAUCCAUUUCGUUAGCUGCACCAAGUCUAUUGUGUCCUUGUAUUCCAUGGGCACACAAUCAUGAAGCAUGGCGUCUGAGCUGUGUUCACAGAGCGGGGAGAUGCUCUUGCUGCUAUCUUAUCUGUCCUGUGUAUUCCCAAGUGCCGAAGGCUCACAACGAUGGUGUUGGACAAGUCAGAUAAAAUAGAGUCAACAUCGUCACACGGUGCUGUGACCAAGAUACGGAUCAUGCCGAACGCUGAUUCAACUGGACGAAUCGCGAGGCUUUUCAGAUGCAGGGACACAAUGGAAACUGAAUGACUUCAGAACAGCACUGAAGCGUUAUGUUAUCAUGCAAGACGCCUUUCUGCGCCGCACAAACACAGGCGGUACUACAGCAGAAGAUGUCACUCACUAUUCUGCAGGUGCACUGGUGACAGGCGCAUGCAAGUUCACCAGAAGGAAGCGGUCUGAUGUUAACUGGAAUGCCAGCAGUAUGAGAGGGUGUGCAUUCUGCGGCGGAUCUCACCUGGACAAGAGCUGCGCGAAAUACACAACAGUAGCACAGCGGAAAGAAUAACUGAUUGAACAGAAGCGUUGCUUUGUGUGUUUGCGCACAGGGCACCGGUCAACUCAGUGCAAGGCCACCCGCAAGUGUAAUGUGUGUUCUCGCAUGGGUCACCAAUCAGAGUCACCAUCAUGUCACGAUCUGCCCUGAAUCUCAACAGAAAUCUUACAGCAGUACCAACAUGGUAGCUGACCAGCCUGUGGCUGACGAGGUACCAGCAUCUAGCGCAACAGCAGCUAGUGCAGCAUCAACCAGUAUCACCAUUGACCGUAAGAUAGUCAGUCGUCUUGAUCGGUGCAGAUUUCCUCUGGGAGUCUUGACGGGGAGCACCAGAGGACUUCCGCCAGGACUACAGUUUCUGCCUACCACAGUCGGUUUUGUGGUGACUGGCCGAACACGUCACUCCAAGCACUCAGCUACGCCGAUGAGCAGCCAUGCCAGCUAUCGUUUCUCAAACUGAUGCAACUUCCGACUCCUGCACCAUCCCAGAUCUGUGGGACCUAGACUGUGUUGACAUCCAGGAUUCAGGCAAUCUUACUAACAACGACCUAGCCAUUAGGCAAUUCAUCAUUGUUCUACGAUUUUGCCUGCCACCAAUCGUCAUGACCUGCGAUACUGAGAAGGCCAUUUUACAAAUCAGUGCCAACCCAGCAUACAGAGAUGCGACACGAUUUCUGUGGUUCGCCAACUCCGACAGUCCAUCAGUCACCCCAUCCAGCCUGUUCACGCUCAUAAGCAGUCCAUUUCUGCUUGGCGCGUCUAUACAGCAUCAUUUGGCACAGCAAGAUGACAAAACAGCUAGCAGUGGCUAUUGGUGAGAACAUUUUCUGCUGUGCCAUUGGAGUGUGCACGAUACAUGAACCCUGCUCUUUUGUUGGCACCGCCUAUGUAACUUACUGCAUAGGGUGCAAGGUGACUGUUGUCGGUUUACAUGUACUACAGUUAUUACACCGUGCAUGCACUGAGUCUGUGCUGCACUGUGCAUCCAUAGGUGUUCGUUUGCGGUAGCGCAAGGUGACACGCAAGGUUGAUGGAUUGUUUUGUCCGCUGCUAAUCGAAGCUCUCGGAGUCGAAAGCGUUACCUCUGUUUCCCCUGUUCCUCCCUGCGCGGAGUCUGUAGUUCUGGCUUGCAGUCGCUGUUACAUGCAUGUUGGCAGUUGCAUGUGUUUUGGUUUUCAGUUGUCUUUAUUUGUUUUGUGUGGACGACAGUUCAAUAUUCUAGCAGUUGUUGCACUUCCUGCAUUCCGUAGUUAUCUGCGGUUGGUGUUCGAGAGAGCAAACUGUGUUCUUCUCCAGAGUGGAGUAAACCA